Darwinula stevensoni is the source of this 2484-nucleotide messenger RNA. The record is from the annotation of a GenBank genome assembly. NCBI's taxonomy places the organism in Eukaryota, Metazoa, Arthropoda, Ostracoda, Podocopida, Darwinulidae.
AUGGGUACUAGGAAGUCCUUCAAAGGUCAAGGUGGAGGGAAUCAAGGUGAAGGUGAAGGGAAUAGGGGUCGAGGAGGAGGGAACCGGGGUCGAAGUGGAGGGAACCGGAGUCGAAGAGGAGGGAACCGGGGUCGAAGAGGUCACUCUCUUCUCCCCAGAGGAGGUGAGAGAGCCCAAUCUUUUAUGAAGAAGGUGCCUCAGGAUACACUGGAGAUGGAUGAGAUGAGACAUUUGACUCAGAAAUAUGACCAGAUUGUCCCCCAAGAUGUGAAGAGAUUUCAAGACCUCCCCCUGUGCAAGAAAACCCAGAGAGGCUUGUGGGAUGCAGGUUACCAGUUCUUGACUGAGAUCCAGAGAGAGUCCAUCCCACUUUCAUUGCAGGGAUGUGAUGUCCUUGGGGCUGCCAAGACUGGCUCUGGCAAGACACUUGCCUUUAUCAUACCAGUCCUUGAGCGGCUGAUGUCCAUGCAGUGGACAGCAUUAGACGGUCUGGGAGUUUUGAUCAUCACCCCUACUCGAGAGCUUGCCUACCAGAUCUUUGAAAUCCUGAAGAAAGUUGGAAAGUACCAUGACUUUUCCGCUGCUCUCAUCAUAGGUGGGAGAGAUUGGGCCUAUGAGCGGAUGCGGAUGGACCGAAUGAACAUCAUCAUAUGCACUCCAGGCCGGCUGCUGCAGCACAUGGAUGAAAAUCCCCUGUUUGAUUGCACCAACCUCAAGAUGUUGGUAUUGGAUGAGGCAGAUCGAAUCCUGGAUAUGGGAUUCCAAGACACACUCAAUGCCAUUAUUGAGAAUCUCCCUCCCUCCAGGCAAACUCUACUCUUCUCAGCCACACAGACCAGGCAUGACCUUGCACGCCUAGGACUGAAGGAACCAAAGCAUGUAUGGGUGCAUGAGGAGAGCCAGGCCAGCACUCCGGAUGGCCUUACCCAGAUAUACAUGGUAUGUCCUCUUGAAAUGAAACUGGAUCUCCUCUGGAGCUUCAUCAAAAACCAUCUUCACCACAAGACUCUUGUCUUCAUGGCCACAUGCCGAGAGGUGAAGUAUGUGUUUGAGGCAUUCAGUCGCCUACGUCCAGGUGUCCCUCUCAUGCUUCUGUAUGGUCAGUUGAGCCAGAACAGGCGCAUGAGCAUCUAUGAAGACUUUUGUCGCAAGAAACGUGUUGUCCUCUUUGCUACUGACAUUGCAGCUCGUGGUCUUGACUUUCCAAGUGUGGAUUGGGUGGUCCAAUAUGACUGCCCAGAGAAUGCAGAUGAGUACAUUCACCGAGCAGGGCGUACAGCACGUAUAAAUCGUAAGGGAAAUUCCAUCCUUUUCCUGCUCCCAACUGAAGAGAAGGCCAUGAUCCAGCAUCUCAGUGAGAAGAAGAUUCCAAUAAAAAAGAUACAAGUGAACGAGAGCAAGACAGUGUCAAUACAGAAGAAGUUGGAGGAGAUGCUUGCCCGAGACAUAGAGCUGAAGGAGCGGGCUCAGAGGGCCUUCCGCACCUACAUCAAGUCAGUCUUCUUCGCCAAGGACAAAGAGGUGUUUCAUCUUGAGGCCCUUGACACACCUGCAUUUGCUCGGUCCCUGGGAUUGGUGGUGCGGCCAAGAGUAAGAUUCCUGGAGAAGUUUAAUAUUCGACUUGGAGAUUUUGAUGCAGAGCAGGAAGAAGAUGAGAAACAGUUUGGGGAGGGUUCUGAUGAAGAAGGGGAGGACUUCCUGAUGUUGAAAAGGCAGGACCAUGAACUAGAGGAGGAACUGGCAAAGCUCCCUGAUCCAUCCCUACCAGAGCCUCAUGGUACAAGGGUGAGGAAAUCCCGCAAGGCUGUGACCAAGGCAGCACAGGCCAAGAAGAUCCUCCGCAAGAAUCUCUCUGUGAAUCAGAAGAUGGUGUUUGACGAGGAGGGAGAACCAAUGCUGGAGGCAAGCAAGGUCCCCCAGUCAGACUUGGGGAAACGCUACCAGUUGCAAUCAAGGGAGACAGGUGGAAUUGACCUGGAUGAGGCCCGACAGUACAUUGAGGCUGAAGACCACUUUGACAAGGAACUCUUUCGCCGUCGUGUCCAUGAGAAACACAGGAAACACAAGGAAAAACAACGAGAGGAGAAGGAAGAUGAAAGGAAGAAAAAUGGAGUCAGAUUGAACAGUGAAGGAAAUGAUGAAGGUGAAGGUGAUGAGGAAUCUACCUCACUCAAUUGGCUGCCUGACCCUGACAAGGUGUAUGGUGAGAAACAUAAUGAAAGUGGAGAGGGUGAGAGUGAAACUGAAAGUGAGGAAGAAGAGGAAGGGGAACAGAAAUGGAGAGAAAGCCAAGAAGAUGAGUCAGAAUCAGAUUCAUCUUUAGAUGCCAGGAAGAGCAACUAUGACAGUGGAAUGCUUGCACUUCAAGUAAACGAAUUUUUAAUAGAUUCGCAUGCCGUAGAGACUCCUUCUCCGUUCCCGAUCAUGCUCUAUCUGGUAUCCAUGGUUCUUGACAAUGACUCUACAUCGAACUUUCAACGAUAG